GGUAAAGCGAUAGGGAAGUUAAGAACACAUAAUGAUGCAAAGAUAUCUGUUAAAGCCAAAGAACUCGUGAAGAAAUGGAAAGAUGAUGUAGUUCAAGCCCAAAAGAACAGUAACGGCAAUAGCAAAACAACGUCGGUCUCAUCAUCGAGAGCUUCUACACCAAAAUCUGCUACACCUUCUCGACAAUCUUCUCUCACAACACCUACCUCCAACAAAUCCUCACCUUCUUCUUCCCAAGUCUCAUCACCUAGAACGCCUUCUGUAGAGCCCACUGCACGAACUGUCAAAUCAGACGAAGUAACAUUUAAAUCAACAGGAAAUAGCCCGCGUGACAGGACGAUUGAGUUAAUGUAUGCUUCAGUUGGGUUAGGAAGCGGUGCAGACUCGUCUUUGUUAUUAAAACGCGCCAUUGCUAUUGAAAACGAACUCUACGCUGAAUAUGGAGAUAUCAAUCAAGAAUACAAAAACAAAGCACGUUCAUUAGCCCUGAAUCUUAAAAACAAAAGCAAUCCUGGAUUACGUGAAAGUGUUGUAAGCGGUGAAUUAUCAGUAGCGAAACUAUGUAAAAUGACAGUUGACCAGCUUGCAUCGGAAGAAGCCAAAGCUCGUGAUCGCAAAUUAGCUGAAGAAGCCCUUUUCAAAGCUAGAGGAGCUACAUCAGCGCAAGCAGAAACUGAUAUGUUCAAGUGUGGUAAAUGUGGCGGGAGAAAGUGUACUUAUUUCCAAAUGCAAACGAGAAGUGCAGAUGAACCUAUGACGACAUUUGUAACUUGUGUUAGUUGCGGUAACCAUUGGAAGUUCUGCUAA
Molecule: messenger RNA, 807 nt
Organism: Mycotypha africana
Lineage: Eukaryota; Fungi; Mucoromycota; Mucoromycetes; Mucorales; Mycotyphaceae
Product: transcription factor S-II, central domain-containing protein
Exons: 2
Biological process (GO): transcription elongation by RNA polymerase I; transcription antitermination; transcription elongation by RNA polymerase II
Cellular component (GO): nucleus
Molecular function (GO): zinc ion binding; RNA polymerase II transcription regulatory region sequence-specific DNA binding
Source: RefSeq, a predicted model, not a curated record